AGCUUUCACACGGUUCCAUACAGCUAAUGAACAGAGAGUCAGACACCACCAGACGAGACCCAGACUCAGGACUAUAUAACACACACAGACAGUCACAUCACUAACAGAGACGUCAGGCGAAGAGACCCACAGACAUACAGGACUGGGCAUUGUGGGUGAAAACCUCUUCCAGUGCUUUUUUAGUGACUGAGACGCACAGGGGACGCAGAGGACGACCGUGGCCCAGUCACCAUCAUCCCACCUCGCACACUAUGGAUGCCAUGCAGCUGGCUAUGACCACCACAUUGCUGCUCGGCAGUUGGAGCUGGCUGUGUCGAGCCUCGCCCUCCAAUGACCCCUGGGCUCAGUGUCCUUCCGCCAGGAUCUGCAGGACCAAAUUCGCAGAUGGAACAUGUGACAAGGAGUGCUCUGCACCCGAGUGUCUGAAAGAUGGGUUCGACUGCCUGAGCAAGAAUCAUGGAGAGUGCAUGCCAAAGUACAGACAAUACUGCCGAGACCAUUAUGGCAACUCCUACUGUGAGAAGGGGUGUUCCAGUGCCCCCUGCGGCUGGGAUGGGAGUGAUUGCCUUAACAACCAAAGACCUCUCUGGGCGAGGGGUACUUUGAUCCUCCAUACUCACAUUCCUGCACAGGAUGUCCCAUCUCAGAACAGUUCUUUGCUCUGGGCCCUCAGCAUUCUCCUGCAAACUGUUCUCAAACUGCGAGGGGUUGCGCCCUUCCACUCUAGCCGUAACCUGUUCACACUUGACUCCCAGGAGCUUGCUGACCUGUUGACUCUGAAGUCCACACAUGACAACAAUGGGUCACUGUGGUACCUCCAAGUUGAUAACAGGCCAUGCUCCAGCCUGCCCUCUACCUGUUUCCCAGUUGCCACUGAAGCAGCAAACUUCCUGCACACAAUGAUGACAUCGAAGCAUUCGCAGUCUUCAUUCCCAGAGGUUCGAGCAGUCAUCGCAGUGCGGGGAGUUACGGAGGAACUGGGAGAGCGAGACGUGGACACACAGGGAGAGGAAGUGAACACGACCCCCUCAUGGAUAUGGGCAGUGAUUGGCGUGGCAGCUGGGCUGGGAUUAGCCCUGGCCAUAUUAGUUAUUGUGCUGCUGAGACGGGCCCGGCAGUGCAGAGCGGACAGGGAGGCAGGGCAGAGGGUGCGACACAGAUCGACAGUUACAGACAGUGACCACCGGGGACAGUCAUGGGCGCAACACAUACCGCACAGAGAAGAAAGGAAAAGAGUGGGGAGGGAGAAAGAGAGGAAUGGGCUGAAGAAGAAAAAGAAGGGGAAAGAGAACGGAAAGAAGCGCAGAGAGCCCCUUGGAGAGGAUGCUAUUAGACUACGCCCCCUCAAAAAGGAACUGGACAUAGGAAGUGAUACAGAUAUUACCCAGAGUUCUAUGGAGGACAUCAACAUGAGGUGCUCACAACGACAGGGAGAUGACUCCAUCUGUGACCACAGACCUCAGGAGCAGAAGAACUUCCGAGUCUCGGCUAGCCAUUCACAAUCACCUGCACCGGCGCCCCCUGGAGGAUGGGAGAGAAACACGGCCCCACCACAUAACAGGAUGCAAAAUUCUGCCCCUGUUCAGUGGUGCGGCCCAGACGGAUCUGUGGUCCUGAUCCGUGCAGUCAGGAGCGGCCUCGACCGGGUGGUUCUAGAGCUGCUGAGAGCUGGGGUGCCAGUCAACAACACAGACCACACUGGGAGGUCAGCUCUUCACUGGGCAUGUUCAGUUAAUCACCUCUCCCUGGCACGAACCCUCAUUCGCUACGGUGCAGCAGUGGACCUGCAGGACUACAAGGGUGAAACUGCUCUCUUCCUCUCCGCCCUCAAUGGUUGCUACGACACUGCUCGGUUCCUCCUCCUCCACGGGGCCAAUCAGGAUUUGGCUGAUCGCCGAGGUCGACGCCCGCUGGACGCCGCUCGUGAGGGGCUGCAUCACCAUGUCCUGGAGCUGCUGUUGGCUCACAGGACUCAGAGAGGGCCUCCCUCCACCGACACAGCCAAUGACAUGUCAUGGGAGGACCGUGCCCCCUAUUCGCCAUGGGCUGCACAGCCUGGCCUUCCUGGGAGAAGUGCUUCCUUUUCUGGAGUCAUAGGUCACCGGGAAAUGUUGCCACCUCACUGCAGUGAUUGGUCAGCAGGAAGAGACCGGUGUGCCUCCCCCCAAGAGUGGCGCCCCCCAUCAUACCAGACAGCAACAGCACUGGUCUCUCCCAGAAUCCUCGGCCGCCCACCCCGGCCAAUCAGCACUCUGCAGGAAGUAACCUCAGAAGCAGAGGAGGAGGAUGCAGAAAGGCUCCAGGAAGCUGCUCGGGCCGCCACGCCUCAUUUCUUGUCCCCCCAGCCAGCACCCAGGCAGCGGUCCUUCUCAUGCACUCAGCAUGCACUGCAGCGUCGCUCGAGUGAUAACCAAUUUGAACAAGCCAUUGCCGCCUCACCAGUGAAGCCAGCCAAAGAGCCUGUAGAGAUAGUGGUGUCAAGCCCUCCUGCUGAAGCUCCCAGCCAUUUAGAGGUCAAGGCAGCAGCUGACCUCUCCAGUAAAGUCCAAACAGACACUGAGUCUGGCAGUGGCAGGAACUGCAACCAGAAAACAAAGAGUGAGAAAAUAAGCUAUACCAGUGUUGAUUCUGAGACGUCUGCCCACACUGCCCUGUGAGAGAGGAAGACUGACUGGACACUUCACUCUAGAUGCCGCAUACAAACUUGCUCAACCUGUGCUUAUCAAAAUGUGCCUCAUGCAUAGUGCCAGAAAUCAAGAAA
Messenger RNA from Megalops cyprinoides (Indo-Pacific tarpon), 2761 nucleotides. RefSeq names its product notch receptor, like (gene notchl). Gene Ontology annotation, cellular component: membrane. Bases 252 to 2657 code for a protein of 801 amino acids. Gene Ontology annotation, molecular function: protein binding. Lineage: Eukaryota; Metazoa; Chordata; Actinopteri; Elopiformes; Megalopidae. The transcript has 11 exons. The record is from RefSeq and is a predicted model, not a curated record. Gene Ontology annotation, biological process: Notch signaling pathway; multicellular organism development; cell differentiation.